This is a messenger RNA of Danio rerio (zebrafish), 1692 nucleotides long. The record is from RefSeq and is a predicted model, not a curated record. NCBI's taxonomy places the organism in Eukaryota, Metazoa, Chordata, Actinopteri, Cypriniformes, Danionidae.
UGUGUUUCCUCGUGCCGCUGAUGCUGCGGAGACUCAUUUCCUCACAGUCACUCGUGCAGGUGGACACACACUCGCUCCACUCACACACCGACUCAAGUUCAUCAACGAUCAGAUGGGUAGCAGCUGAGCGCUCUUACAGUGAUGGAGAUCAUCAGAAUAACAUCCGCACUCUCACAUCCAUCCACAACUCAACCGUCGAUGUGUACGAACGCCUCCUCGUCCCCCAACCAAACGUUUAUUUCUCCGACAGACAACUGGAGACCUCUGGAUUACUCUCCAGGCAUCGCUGGGAUCCUCAUCCCUCUGGUGUACAUCACCGUUUGCGUUGUCGGUCUGGUCGGGAACACUCUAGUAAUCCACAUCGUGCUGCGAUAUUCCCAAGCGGAGUCUGUGACAAAUAUCUACAUCCUCAAUCUAGCUAUCGCUGAUGAACUCUUCAUGUUAGGUCUGCCAUUCCUCGCUGUACAGAACGGCCUUCUCUCCUGGCCCUUCGGAUCUCUGAUGUGUCGUCUGGUCAUGACCGUUGACGCAAUUAACCAAUUUACUAGCAUCUUCUGUCUGACCGUGAUGAGCAUCGACCGAUAUCUUGCUGUAGUGCAUCCCCUCCGAUCCUCUAGGUGGCGCCAGCCACGUGUGGCUAAAACUGUGAAUUGCACAAUAUGGGCGAUUUCGUUUGUAGUAGUCCUACCAGUGGUGGUGUUCGCCGGCGUUCUGCAGGAUGACGGAAAUUGUAGUAUUGUAUGGCCGGAGCCUGCCGAAGUCUGGAAAGCGUCGUUUAUUAUCUAUACGGCGACAGUGGGAUUCUUCGGCCCGCUUACCGUAAUCUGUCUCUGCUAUUUGUUAAUUGUAGUGAAAGUGCGCAGCUCUGGACGAAGAGUCCGCGCUACGUCCAUUCGCCGCAGGAAAUCAGAACGCAAAAUAACGCGAAUGGUCGUAAUCGUGGUAGCUGUGUUUGUAUUCUGCUGGCUGCCGUUCUACGUUUUAAACAUCGUAAACCUGCUGGUUCUGCUACCAGGCGAGUUCAGAGGCCUGUAUUACUUUGUCGUAGUUCUUUCAUAUGCAAACAGUUGCGCAAAUCCCAUCCUAUAUGGAUUCCUUUCGGAUAACUUUAAAAGAGGAUUUCGCAAAGCCUUGUGUCGAUCGUCUAGACGUGUGGAGAACCAGGAUCUGCAGCAGGGAACGGGAAUGGUGGCGCUCCCGCUGGAGGAGAUCCGAAGGGAGAUGGAGGUAAAGGAGCAUCUGAAGGCGAUGGAUGUUGAGGAGCGCGAGGAAAGCGAACUUCGAAAUGGUAAAAACGUGGAUGAACGAUGCGAUGGUGCCGUCAGCUCGACCUCUGAACCCGCAGCUGUUCUCAAUGGAGCUCGGAGACACAAACACCUGCCGGAGAACGGCGAGGAUAAACGCUCCGUCCUGGAGAUCAGCUGCUUGUGAUAAAUAUUCAUUGAUGACUGCUGAUGGCAGAUCGUCUGGCCGUGUUGGCUGCCAGAUAACCUCAGUCUGCUUUAUCCGCCACAUUUUUCACUCUAAAGUGACGAAGCCAUUGUGGCUUAAAUAUGUGGAAACUUUUGGUGUCACCCGUAUGAUACUAUAAAAUACUACAGCAAUUGAUUGUGUAUUUGAACCCUGCUAUAGUGAAGUAUCUGUUGUGGUGAUUGUAUAGUUACUAUGGUAACACAACGAACGACUAUUGUA